CACUGUUUCGCUAACCCAUCCUCAACCGGGAUUUGAAAUUCCUGCCGGUCUGAAGCCAUGGAAUUGGUUUCUUCCAUUUUGCACCACCAUAACAGUAUCCAAGCUCCAACUCUGGCAUUCGCCGCCUUCAGAAACUCUCCAAUUUACUCCAGGCGGCUUCGAGUUCAAUCUGCUCCAUUUCACUACCCAACACGGCUUUUAGAUGGCUGUAGUUUUAGACGAAGGAAUGAUUCUGCAAUUCUGUGCUCAAGGAAAACUGAACAAGGAGAAAAAUCGUCUACAUCAGGGACGGAUCUGUCACACAAAGGCCCAGUUGAUAGCUAUGACGAUAUUGAUAUCUCUUGCAGUACAGAUGGGUCUGUGAAUUAUUCGUCUUCUGUUAGGAAUGUAGCUCUAUGUGUGUUGUCAGCUGUAGUGUUUGGUGUUGGUUUGGGUUCUAAGGAUGGAAUUGGAAAGGCAUCUGAGUUUUUUGCUGGGUAUAUCCUCGAGCAGAGCUUGUCCGUGGACAAUUUGUUUGUCUUUGUUUUGAUAUUCAAGUAUUUUAAAGUGCCACUCAUGUAUCAGAAUCGAGUGCUUUCAUAUGGAAUUGCUGGAGCAAUAAUCUUCCGGUUGUCUAUCAUACUACUUGGGACAGCAACUAUUCAGAGAUUUGAAGCAGUUAACCUACCAUUGGCGGGGCUACUCCUAUACUCAUCAUUCAAGCUGUUUGCUGAAGAAGAUGUUGAUACUGAUCUUUCUGAAAACUUCAUAGUAAAGACUUGCCAGAGAUUCAUUCCCGUAACCUCUGAGUAUGAUGGCAAUCGAUUCAUUACAAUUCAGGAUGGAAUUCGAAAAGUGUCACACAUUUUGGGCAGGCUACACCUUUACUUCUCACGGUUGCCGUAAUUGAACUCAGUGAUAUUGCAUUUGCUGUGGAUUCUAUACCAGCUGUUUUUGGUGUUACCAGAGACCCUUUCGUAGUGUUCACUUCUAAUAUCUUUGCCAUUUUAGGUACCGGUGUUCUACAUUUCUCUUUUCAUUCUAAGUCUCCAAAAGUUGUUACGAUUCUUGAAUCCAAUUGCAACUGAGUGGUUUUUCCAAAUCAAAGUCGAUAUAAAUCAUGGAUCUUGCUCUAUUUUUCUCUAGUCUGCAAUGAAGUUUUUAUGACAUUUUGCAACAUGCUAGUCCGAAUGAUGAUUUUUAGCACCUUUCCUCAUUCAAGGUGUUGAUAUCUUGUAGUGUAUUCUGUUUGAUGGUGAACCCUCCACUCCCGCCUUCAGUGAGAGCGUAACAAAUUUGAUCUAAUGAA
Molecule: messenger RNA, 1288 nt
Organism: Cuscuta campestris
Lineage: Eukaryota; Viridiplantae; Streptophyta; Magnoliopsida; Solanales; Convolvulaceae
Source: the annotation of a GenBank genome assembly